CCAUCGGCCGAUAGCAAUCAAGUUAUCAGUGAGAUCACUGAUAACUUGAUCUCAUUGAGAGUGCAAGGAAAUCGUAAUAGGACCACAAGAGGAGGCUCAUCUUCGCACACGAAUGAGAUCCGCGUCAAAUUCGAAUUCAAUGGCGAAAAAAGAAUAUUACAAAUUCCAAGACCGCUCAAAUUCGAUGACAUCCUUCGCAAAGCGAGGACCACCUUUGGGCAACCAGUGGAUAUGUUCUUUACCAAUCAUAAUAAUACAUUCUCGUUACUAAUCCCGAUUCGGGAUCAGACGGAUUUAAAUCAAGCGGUAGAGGUCACGGAUAAUAACCCCAACGCCAAAAGUCUCAGGCUUCAUCUAGAACUUUCCACACCGGGUUCGUCUUCAAAUAACAAUGGCAGCUCCAAACGAGAUCUUUAUGACACUGCAAUCCGAACCUGUGGUAGCACCUCGCAGCCCAAGCACACGUCCCCGGCUCGAUCCCAGUCGGUGCCCCAGGAACACCAUCACAUCCAUACCAGUCACGACACCCACAAACGCUACUCCACACAGGAGAUGCCCACCCGAGACAACGCUAACCCGUCUCCGCCCCCCGGCUACGUGCCGGCGGACGAGUCCAUGGCUAGCAUGAGCAUGCGGCAUCAAUCGUACGGAGAGGGUGCCUUUAUUCCAGAACCACCAGAAGAGCAGAGAAUAAUUGGUAGCCCAGAUGGAAGCCAACAGUCACUAGAUAAACUCAGGAUGGGUAGUCAUUCAUUAGGAAGUGCCACAGGUAAAAUGUUCAAGUCGCAGAGUUGUGCGAACCACGAAGACUUUGAAAAUUCGCAAAUAGGUCGUGGUAUGAUCAAAGGAGGAACCUUUCCUUCGAGGCAAAGCGUCAAGACUUCCAGAAUAGAUACGGAAGAUGGUCGCAAAACAUUUCCGAGCCGAGGCAAGAGGGCGCCGCUGACGGCGAUGCACGAUGACCAGCACUCGAUAUCCGAUUCGAUGUCGUCGCUGGGGAGGAGCAGUAGCAGCGGUAUCAGCCCUGAUUAUGAUACAGACAGUAGCAUUCCAAGGCGGUGGACUGAAGGCGAUCUUGAGGGUCUAGCCGGAGGACAUCCCAAGUCCUUCAAUCUAGUUGAUAAUACAAGAUCACCCAGAGCACCAACUAAUUGGCAGAGAGGGAGGCUGUUGGGACAGGGAGCGUUUGGGGUUGUCUACGUCUGCUACGAUGCGGAUACUGGUAGAGAGUUAGCGGUCAAACAGGUUCCUACCGAAAAUAGCAAUACUGAUGCUAGAAAAGAGGUGCAAUCGCUGAAGCAAGAGAUCGAGUUAUUGCGUAACCUGCAGCACCCUAGGAUAGUGCAAUACUUUGGUUGUCUCGAGGAGAACGGAACGCUGUCCAUCUUCAUGGAGUUCAUGUCGGGGGGAUCUGUAAAAGAUGAGCUUAGGAACUACGGUCCCUUGACUGAGAUGGUUACAAGGAAAUAUACAAGGCAAAUCUUAGAAGGGACGGCUUAUCUUCACGAUCACCACAUAGUACACAGAGAUAUCAAAGGUGCCAAUGUAUUACGAGCGAGCGGUAACGUGAAGCUGGCAGACUUUGGAGCGUCCACGAGGUUACAAACGAUACAUAGUCAUAUUACCGGCAUGAAGACGGUCACCGGUACACCAUAUUGGAUGAGUCCAGAGAUCAUCAACGGAGAGGGGUAUGGAAGGAGAGCAGAUGUGUGGAGUAUCGGCUGUACUGUGGUUGAAAUGUUGACGACCAAACCGCCGUGGGCAGACUACGAAGCCAUGGCGGCCAUCUUUAAAAUCGCAACACAGCCCACUGAUCCCGUACUUCCACAGAGCGUGUCGAACGACGCACGGAACUUUCUCAACCUCUGUUUUAAGAAAACCCUGUCAGAACGGCCCGCGGCCGCUGAACUCUUAGGACACAAUUUUGUAAGGACUGCCCCCAUGGAUUGAUAUAGGUGGGACUGUGGAGAAAUCAAACUGAAAAUAAGACACGCAGCUUUGACUGUAAAAAACUCUGUGUUCUGUGGGUGGAAAAGCAGAGACGAUGUGAACGAGAAUGGAUUCUCUGAUAGGCUCAUGAUAGCAUACGUCAAGCAUGAAUAGCCUUUCAGAUGUCGGAGCAGUUCUAUGGUACUAAUCAAUUGCAAACAAGAAAGGGAAAAAAUGGCUGCAACAUACAGGACAAGGUGUCAGCUUGCAGUAAAGCCUCAACCUUCGUUUUUUUAUAAACGGUGUUUAGCAACUCAUCAAUGACGAUCCUAGCUUUUCUCAUCAUUCUCACUAUUCUCAGCUCAAUGUUUGAUGAUGGUCGUAAUGUCAUGUUAAUUUCAGCAUUUUCAGCCUCACAAACAGUAGGAAUGGAAUCAAUAGUGUCAUCUUGGCUCUUCUUUCAUUUGUAUACAAAUUACUAUCCUUUUUUUUUUCUUGUGGGUAGAUUUUUGUUACUAACAAAGCUUUUUUUUUUAGGAAUCUAAAUCUAAAUCUCAUGUUUUUUAUCAGUGAUCACCUGUUGGAAAUACUUUUCCAGUGCUAGGCUUUAUGGCUUUAUGCAUGGAGUUAAAAUAAGUUAAGAAACUUCAUAAAGUAAUUCCUUCUCUACUAUAUGUGCUGUCCAAUAUUUCUGAAAAA
Molecule: messenger RNA, 2628 nt
Organism: Lytechinus pictus (painted urchin)
Lineage: Eukaryota; Metazoa; Echinodermata; Echinoidea; Temnopleuroida; Toxopneustidae
Product: mitogen-activated protein kinase kinase kinase 2-like
Exons: 14
Coding region: 232-1950 (572 amino acids)
Biological process (GO): protein phosphorylation
Molecular function (GO): protein kinase activity; ATP binding
Source: RefSeq, a predicted model, not a curated record